ACAUGGGGAGGAGACAUGGGAGAGGAGACACGGGAGAGGAGACAUGGGAGAGGAGACAUGGGAGAGGAGACAUGGGAGAGGAGACAUGGGAGAGGAGACAUGGGAGAGGAGACAUGGGAGAGGAGACAUGGAGAGGAGACAUGGGAGAGGAGACAUGGGAGAGGAGUCAUGGGAGAGGAGACAUGGGAGAGGAGACACGGGAGAGGAGACAUGGGAGAGGAGACAUGGGAGAGGAGACAUGGGAGAGGAGACAUGGGGGAGGAAACAUGGGAGAGGAGACAUGGGAGAGGAGACACGGGAGAGGAGCAUGGGGGAGGAGACAUGGGAGAGAAGACAUGGGGGAGGAGACAUGGGAUAGAGACAUGGGAGAGGAGACAUGGGGGAGGAGACAUGGGAGAGGAGACACGGGAGAGGAGACAUGGGAGAGGAGACAUGGGAGAGGAGACAUGGGAGAGGAGACAUGGGGGAGGAGACAUGGGAGAGGAGAUAUGGGAGAGGAGACAUGGGAGAGGAGACAUGGGAGAGGAGACAUGGAGAGGAGACAUGGGAGAGGAGACAUGGGAGAGGAGACAUGGGAGAUGAGACACGGAGAGGAGACAUGGGAGAGGAGACAUGGGAGAGGAGACAUGGGAGAGGAGACAUGGGGGAGGAAAGGGAGAGGAGACAUGGGAGAGGAGACACGGGAGAGGAGGCAUGGGGGAGGAGACAUGGGAGAGAAGACAUGGGGGAGGAGACAUGGGAUAGGAGACAUGGGAGAGGAGACAUGGGGGAGGAGACAUGGGAGAGGAGACACGGGAGAGGAGACAUGGGAGAGAAGACAUGGGGGAGGAGACAUGGGAGAGGAGACAUGGGAGAGGAGACAUGGGGGAGGAAACAUGGGAGAGGAGACAUGGGAGAGGAGACACGGGAGAGGAGACAUGGGAGAGGAGACACGGGAGAGGAGACAUGGGAGAGGAGACAUGGGAGAGGAGACAUGGGAGAGGAGACAUGGGAGAGGAGACAUGGGAGAGGAGACAUGGGAGAGGAGACAUGGGAGAGGAGACAUGGGAGAGGAGACAUGGGAGAGGAGUCAUGGGAGAGGAGACAUGGGAGAGGAGACACGGGAGAGGAGACAUGGGAGAGGAGACAUGGGAGAGGAGACAUGGGAGAGGAGACAUGGGGGAGGAAACAUGGGAGAGGAGACAUGGGAGAGGAGACACGGAGAGGAGGCAUGGGGGAGGAGACAUGGGAGAGAAGACAUGGGGAGGAGACAUGGGAUAGGAGACAUGGGAGAGGAGACAUGGGGGAGGAGACAUGGGAGAGGAGACACGGGAGAGGAGACAUGGGAGAGGAGACAUGGGAGAGGAGACAUGGGAGAGGAGACAUGGGGGAGGAGACAUGGGAGAGGAGAUAUGGGAGAGGAGACAUGGGAGAGGAGACAUGGGAGAGGAGACAUGGGAGAGGAGACAUGGGAGAGGAGACAUGGGAGAGGAGACAUGGGAGAUGAGACACGGGAGAGGAGACAUGGGAGAGGAGACAUGGGAGAGGAGACAUGGGAGAGGAGACAUGGGGGAGGAAACAUGGGAGAGGAGACAUGGGAGAGGAGACACGGGAGAGGAGGCAUGGGGGAGGAGACAUGGGAGAGAAGACAUGGGGGAGGAGACAUGGGAUAGGAGACAUGGGAGAGGAGACAUGG
Molecule: messenger RNA, 1675 nt
Organism: Closterium sp. NIES-67
Lineage: Eukaryota; Viridiplantae; Streptophyta; Zygnematophyceae; Desmidiales; Closteriaceae
Source: the annotation of a GenBank genome assembly